Messenger RNA from Amphiprion ocellaris (clown anemonefish), 4557 nucleotides. RefSeq names its product cell division cycle 7 homolog (S. cerevisiae) (gene cdc7). Lineage: Eukaryota; Metazoa; Chordata; Actinopteri; Pomacentridae. Gene Ontology annotation, molecular function: ATP binding; protein serine/threonine kinase activity. The record is from RefSeq and is a predicted model, not a curated record. The coding region runs from base 181 to 2025 and encodes 614 amino acids. Gene Ontology annotation, cellular component: nucleus. Gene Ontology annotation, biological process: protein phosphorylation; mitotic DNA damage checkpoint signaling. The transcript is spliced from 12 exons.
CAGUUUGUUGUUGGCGGAAAAGCUCCGGAAAGUCUGAACAAGUUAUUUACUUUAGCCGCAGCCUGAGCGACAUUUAAGUCGGUUUAAUAUUUGGCCGGUAAUGAAAUAGCUCGUAUCUAUUUGGCGAUUUUAUAAAUCACUCAUUUGAGAAACUGUCGCAUUUUAUAGCCAACUAAAGCGAUGGAGUUUUCUCCGGUCUGCACUGAGGGCAUCAGCACAGACGGCUGUAUCAUCAAAUCCGACAGAAGUCACAGGAAAAGCAAACUGUCAAGGGAUGUUGAGAUGGAUAUCGAGUUUCUCUACAAAGCUGUUCCUCAGCUGGCCAAGGUUUUCCGCAUUGUAGACAAAAUUGGAGAAGGUACGUUCAGCUCGGUGUACUUGGGUGAGGCACAGAUGCGAGACGGGAGGAGAGAGAUGUUCGCCCUGAAGCACCUCAUCCCCACCAGCCAUCCGACGCGCAUUGCUGCAGAGCUUCAGUGUCUCACUGUUGCGGGAGGCAGAGAGAAUGUGAUGGGGGUGACAUACUGCUUUAGGAAGGAGGACCAUGUGGUGAUUGUAAUGCCCUACAUGGAGCAUCAAGCUAUUGUGGACAUCAUUGGGUCGCUAAGCUUUGAAGAGGUCCGACUUUACAUCUACCACCUGUUAAAGGCCUUAAAACAUAUUCACCAGUUUGGUAUCAUUCACCGGGACAUAAAACCAAACAAUUUCCUCUACAACAGGAACAGCAAAAUGUUUGCUCUUGUGGACUUCGGCCUGGCUCAGGGUACAGCUGACACCCAGAUCGAGCUGCUGAAGGUGGUGAAGCAGAGGUCAUCACAGAAAGGUGGAGGGUCCACGGGGAAACAAGAGGCCGCUCAGCGGAGCAAAGCACCUUGUAAACUCCCUCACAAAACCACCACCACAGCCUCAACCCCACUAUCUCCACCUCCUGGGCAGUCGGUAGCCCUGCCACCUUCCUCCUCCUCUUCCUCCACCACCACUUCCUUUUCAGUCUCUCGAAAAGUACUGGUUAAAAAAGCACGAUCUGUCGCUACCACCAUCACCACCGCCGCCUCCUCUCGCACAAAGCACACAAAGGAUCUGGCAGCACUACGCAAAGUGCCACGGCCUGUGUUCGGAGAGAGGAACCUGAACAGCUGCACACCUGCUCCCUCCACCACCAAACAAGCUGCCAUUAAAACAGAACUGGUAAUGCCCAGCAGACCAGAGGAUCCAGCCGGACGAAGGUACUCAUCAGCCACCAGGUUCCCGCCACCAGUCAAGACUCAGAGCAGCAGUCAGAAACCUCAAAGGACAGUCCAGCAGGGCCUCACCUGUAACUGCUACAUGACUGACCGUGUCUGCAACAUCUGCAUGUCCAGGAAGCAGCAAGUGGCACCCAGAGCUGGAACACCAGGAUUCAGAGCUCCAGAAGUCCUCACAAAGUGUCCCAACCAAGGAACAGCCAUAGACAUGUGGUCAGCUGGUGUGAUCCUGCUCUCACUUCUGAGUGGCCGUUAUCCGUUCUUUAAAGCCAGCGAUGAUCUGAUUGCUCUCACUCAGAUCAUGACCAUACGAGGCUCUAGAGAGACAAUCCAGGCAGCUAAGUCGUUUGGUAAAGCGGUAGUGUGCAGCCGGGAGCUCCCUCGACAGGACCUCAGGACGCUGUGCGAGACACUCAGGGGACGGAGGCCGUCGCCAGACGAUGAAGUCACACCAGUUCCUGAAGCCGCCACCCGUCAUCACAAGAUCCAAGAUGACACACCCACACACCGUCCCGUUGAGGGAACAUUUAAGCAGCACGAUGAUGGAGCAGGAGAAACUCUCUCUUCUAAGCUUGCAAACCACCAGAAACAGUCGCAAGCCGCAAAUCGUCUCACAGAACAGAACUCGGUAACAGAUGGGAAGGUGGAGGAAGAUGAGCGGGGCUGGGACAGCGUUCCUGACGAGGCCUACGACCUGCUGGACAAGCUGCUGGACCUGAACCCUCACACCAGAAUCACAGCUGCUGAGGCGCUGCAGCAUCCACUGUUCAAGGAGCUUUGAAACAUCGUGGAGCAUCACAGGAGAACAGAACUGUGUGGCUUCUCUGGGUGUAGUUCAGAUUUAGAAAGGCGACGUGUGUCAUUGUUUCCACAGACCGGAGGAGUUCAUUGCUCACUGCAAAGCUUCCUCUCCCCUUAACCCUCUUCAGAACUUUAUAGUUACGAUGAAUACAAACAUUCAUGCAACACAGGUUUGACUUCACUGUUCACAGGUUGAACUUCAGUGAAAAUGUGUUAUUUUUAUGGCAGCUAUGGCUACUGAGCCUGUCAAAGAGCUCUAGUAUUGACCUAAAGCUUUACAUUGUCGGUUCUGUAAAUCGUGUUAAACUCAGGCAACAGAUAUUUUAUAUUCUUAUUUGUCUGAAUCUCGUUUGUAAAGAGGAAAUAGUCCUCAUGUUUAUAAUCCUCACUGCUGCCAUAACACCAUAUUACUGCUACAUUAAGGGACUAUUCUGUACCUAUGAAAGGGUUUUUAAUUUGAACAUAAACACUUGAACUCCAUCUGUUGUCUAUGAAUGUGGCUGUACACGUCCCUGUUCCAGCUGAAAGCUGAACAAUUUGCCUCCAUUUUAGAUUUCCUAAUAAAGGCAAAAAAAUAUAUAAGUAUCAGCCAUUUAAUUUCUAUGGUUUAUGCCUGUUUAAAUUAUUAUUAAAUACAAAGUAUUGAUAGCAGCAAUCAUUCAAGAAUAAUGAAACACUCAUUUUAAAGUGUUAUGAAGUGUGAAUUUAAUCAUUUGCUUCAUAAAUGUGUUAAAAAUAAUCAGAACAUUGCGAUUGUAAUUGCUCUGGGGGCAUAUUACUGAACAGCAAGAAAAUAUUCCACUUGUUAGAAUAAACGGUACAAGAAUUAACGCUUCAUUUACCUGUGUGUACAAAAGUUUGAAAAAUUUAUUACAGAGAUGAUACAAGCGUCACAGACAUUUAGAUAUUUUUUUAUAGACAAUGUUUGCAACAUUUUACAGUUUUACAUAAUUCUAAACACUCAGAUGAAUGCUGCUGAGACAACCUGAAAUAUGAAACAUUAGAAGUGCAUGGCUCAAAGAAAAAAAAUGCAUCUACAUGCUUUGUGAUGCUGCUUUGUUUUUGAACAAGUAAAUCAGCGGUUGAAGGCUCUUUUUGUUUGCUCGGCCCUGAGACGACGAGGAUCUGUGGCUGCUCAUCUCACUUUAUGGAUCAUCUUUCACUUGAACGAGCUCCUCUAUUCGUACCAACACGCUCUCGAUCAUGUCAAACGUGUGCAGGGCCGAGUGCAGAGCCUGUAAGGACCCAUUCAAAUUCAGUCAGGUCAUCACAGCGCUCUUCAUGAGGGCUCUACACACACAUACAGUCAAGUGCCGGUCAACUGAACACAAAACUGACCUGAAUCUGCGACUCUGACGUCAUGCUGGGCAGCUUCUCAUCACCGACAGACACAGAAAGCACCGAUUCCUCCUCUGUGGAAAACAUAGAAUAGCUUUAUUGCUAAAAUACAUUUUUUUCCCACAUUUUCAAACUUUAAAACGGGUCAAUUUUGACCCGCAGGACGACACGAGGGUUAAGAGUGGCUCUUGUGUAAGGUGACCAUGUUAGCAAAAGAAGACCUUAAAAAUGAAACCAGCUUCAUGAUCACAGCAUUUAUGGUGUGCAUAUUUUUUAUGUUGACCUGAAUGUACUGGUAUUGGUCUGACCUUUGGCCUUCUUCUUCUUCUUGGCCUCCAUGGUGUUGUGCAUCUCCCUCUCAUAGUGAGCUCUGGACAUGUUUAUCCCGACGCGCAGGGGCUUCAUGAAGGAAUCCUCUAUUUUAUAAAGCUCUGUCCAGAUCCCCGUCUGCAAGAUCAACACCAGCAUGAAAAUAAGCGUAGCUGCCUACAUGCUACAUGCUACAUGCUACACAUACGCUCUGGAAAUGAGAGACUUGUAGUCCAGUAGAGUCACAUCAAGUCAGACUUUUUUUUUAUACUGCAUGUUUAAAACAACAGACAGAAGGUAAACAGUACAAAUUCAUGUAACUACUAGGGACUAAUAGAGCUGGAUGGGAUUUUGUUUGCAAGUUUUCAAAUGUCAUUUCAAGUUAUUUUUUUUAGCGGCACUGACAAAAUUGCAUUCACCCCAAGGUCUUUUAAAAACAUGAUGUUCAGUAAAUGUUCGGCUUAACACUCCUGCUGUAAGACUGAAGGCUACACCUACCUGGUUCUCUGUUACUUUGUCUCUUAUAACCAGGUAACGCAGCAGGUUCAGAGACUCCAUGAUUCUGUAGAAAGUCAAGUCAGCAUUAUUUAAAUAGCCCGUUUAAAACAACAAAUGUUAACCCAGCAUGCUUUCUAACAAGUUUAAAUAUUAACGUUAAAGCACUACGCUAUCCAAGUUAAUCCUGGCUCGAUUUAACUCGAAUGCUGGCUGGAGGUCAUUAAGUGGCACAGAAGACUUUAGAAGAAGUUUUACUGAUAUAUAUGUAGUCACUUUAGAUAUUUUUAGGAUUUUUUUGGAAGAUUUUUACUCUUUUUUAGAAAAUAUUUACAAAAUUGUCAUGCCAAAUUGGGGGAUUUUUUUUUUU